Molecule: messenger RNA, 1443 nt
Organism: Funneliformis mosseae
Lineage: Eukaryota; Fungi; Glomeromycota; Glomeromycetes; Glomerales; Glomeraceae
Source: the annotation of a GenBank genome assembly
AUGAUAUCGUUGACGGAAGAUUGUAUUUAUCAUGUUUUACAAAAGCUUAAGGAAGAUAGGGAGAAAUUAUUUAAUUUUCUAUUCGUUAAUAGAUAUUUUUGUAAAACUGUCGUACCCUUCCUUUAUUCUAACCCCUUUGGUCAAGAAUUAAAUCAUCAAAAUGAAUGUUUUUUAAUCAAUACAUUUUUGAAACGUCUUGAUGCGGAAGAGAAAAGUUACUUACGAAAAGUUAACAUUAACCUAUCAGAUGAAACCGAAAGAACACUUUUUGAAUAUGAAACAUAUUUGGAAAAGUUAUCACUUAACGAUUUAACGGUUUCAAUUAGAAUUUGGCUUAUGUCUCGAAUUAAUGAAGAAGUUUCUUUUGUUGAUCAAAAACCACGAAGCACAAUCCAAAUGAGACUUGGAGAUUUAAAACUUUGUUUGUUCACCGGAUUUUUUGAUAAGAUACGAGAACAUUCAUUGUUGGAAUUUUUAAAUACCAUAUCAAAAACUUGUAGGCACAUUACAGAAUUAGGGGUUAUCAUUGACGAACAAUUUGAUAAAGGUAAAUUCCCCUCUUAUAUUAUCAACAUCAUUAAUAAUCAGAACAACCUCUUAAAAUUUACCUUAUCCGAGCCGAGGUACAUUGGGUCAAAUAUAGUUUUAUCAUUGGAAUCGCAAAGAAAUUCUUUAACGUCAAUUCAAUUAGAUUUCGUUCAUUUAUGUCAUGAUCAUAUCUCCGUUCUGGCAAAUUGCUCGAAUUUAAAAAAUUUAAGGCUUUAUUACUGUGGCGGCAUGACCUUGGAUCAUUGUAACCUAAUUUUGGUUAAAUCUAUAUGUAAAGUUGAAAAUUUAACCAUGGCGAGAAAUAGAUGGUCAAAAGAUAUUACGAUUUCUAUUAUUAGUACCCUUGGACGAUCUUUGAGAAGAUUAUCAUUUGAUCAAAUAUCAUCCGAAACUUUGGAAUCAAUAAUUGCUUAUUGUCCAAAUUUGAAAGUCUUGGAAAUUCAAUUUGGAAAGUUCGAUUAUCUCUUAUUAAAAAGAAUGAAGAUUGAUCAUCUUAUUAUUCAUCCAAUUUUUGAUUUGUCUUUAGAUUUUAAAGAACUUUUACAAGAUUUAGGGAGAGGUUUACCUACUACCAUCAAACAUUUUAGUUUUAUCACUCAUAAUCCUUUAUCUUCGGAUAAUUUGGAAAUCUUCUUAGAUAAUAUUAAUUCUUGUUUGGUUAGUUUGAACUUUUAUUUUGAAAUGAAUGAUAAUCUAUUAAAGAUUAUUUUGAAUUAUAUUUUAGAGAAGAAAAGUUUAAAAUAUUUGGGCAUCAAGAAAUUUAUUUCAUUAGAAACCUCCAUGUACUCUCUGGAUGAUGAAUUGAUUAGAAAGAUUAGAGAUCUUGGCGUAGAUAUCUUUUUUUUCGAAAAAAAUUACGAAUCUGAAGACGAAUUUUAUAAUUUGAUGGCAUAG